UAUUGCUACUGCACGUAGACGACAUUUAGUGUUCAUACUAUUCGAACCUGCGUUAUUUGAAUGAUACAAACUUACCUGACAAAUAUUAAACCCAGUAAUUAAAUACUAAUUAUUAAUUAAUAAAAUUAAAUAAAUACUUAUAAAAAAAAUCAUGGGUGUAAUUUUUCUUGAACAUAUUGGAGGUACUCGUUUAUUUUCUUGUGCUUCGUGUGACACUAAUUUAACAAACAGAAAUCAGCUGAUCAGUACACGAUUUACAGGAGCGACUGGACGAGCUUUUCUUUUUAAUAAAGUCGUUAACUUGAAUUACAGUGAAGUUCAAGAUCGUGUAAUGCUGACAGGAAGACACAUGGUCAGAGAUGUGAGCUGUAAAAAUUGUGAUGCUAAACUUGGCUGGGUUUAUGAGUUUGCAACUGAUGACAAUCAACGUUACAAAGAAGGACGUGUUAUUUUAGAAAGAGCUCUUGUUACUGAAACUGAUGGAAUGGGAGAGAAUAUUUAAUACCUGUAAAUUUAUUUUUUAUUAUUUUUUUUUAUAGUUAAAUAGUAAGAAAGAAAAAGAAAUUAUAUGAUUAUUAUUUAUACUCAAUUAUUAAUAUAUUAUUUAAAUUUAAAUUAUCCGAUGGUGUUCCGUGUUGAUUAAAUCAAUAUAAAAUAAAAUAUAAAUAAAUUGUGAUCCUGAAGUUAGCAGACAAUUAACAAAAACUAAAAACUUGCACAUGUAGAAAAUUAAAAAAACUAUAGGUGUAAUUUUUUUGAAUAUUUUUUUUUUAGAUUGUUUUAAAAAAAAAUGUUAGACGUCAACUUCAGUAUCAGAAUAAAUUAAUGAGUGUCAAAGUAGCAGACAUACGACAAUUUUUUAAGUACAUGUAAAAAAAUUAAAUCAUUAAAAUAGGAAAAUUAAAAAAAAAUGUAUGUACUAAAUUUUGAAUUGUCUAAACAUGUAUUUUUUAAAUUUUUAUUUUAUAAAAAUUAAAAAUUGUUAGAUUUCCGCUAACUUUACUAUCAUAUUAAAUUAAUAUGAAGAUUAUUGAUUUUUAAUUAAAUUUCAUAAAUAAAUACGCAUAAAUUAACGUAAAAUAAAUAUAAUUAAUGAAAGAAAAAAAAAUGUUUUUGAAUGAUCAGUGAAAUGAUAUUAAAACUUUAGAUUUAUGUCCAGAGUCCUUGGGGUUACUUGAGUCGUAAAUUAGUUACAGACCUCAAGAUUAAUUUUUUUUCUUUACCUGUCUGGUGAAUUUCAAAAUAAAUAAAAUGUAGGUGAGGGACGCACAUAAAAUUUUUUCAAGGUUACUAAUUAUUUUUUAUUUAUUUAUAUAAAAAUAAUAAUUAUUAUAUUUGAAAUACAACGAAAAUAAACUUUUUGAAUUAACU
Messenger RNA from Microplitis demolitor, 1371 nucleotides. RefSeq names its product protein yippee-like 5 (gene Yippee). Lineage: Eukaryota; Metazoa; Arthropoda; Insecta; Hymenoptera; Braconidae. The record is from RefSeq and is a predicted model, not a curated record. The transcript has 2 exons. The coding region runs from base 152 to 502 and encodes 116 amino acids.